Molecule: messenger RNA, 2559 nt
Organism: Aplosporella prunicola CBS 121167
Lineage: Eukaryota; Fungi; Ascomycota; Dothideomycetes; Botryosphaeriales; Aplosporellaceae
Exons: 3
Coding region: 1-2559 (852 amino acids)
Source: RefSeq, a predicted model, not a curated record
AUGGCACGCUUUGUUUUCCGCUCCAUGAUCUUCUCGAUCAUUGCGACGAUGACCUCCUCCGCCAUGAACAUGCCCUCGACCGCUGCUGGCCCUAUCAGCAAGUACGAGUCCAUUAUUCUGACCAUCCUCAACAAGAAGAACAACGCCAAUGAUGGCAAACAGGCUGAUAACAACAACAACAAAACCAAGAUGGUUCUUCUUCCCCUCGGACAGCUCCAGUCCAUUGCCGCCUCCUUUGCCCAAAUGAUGGGUAACACUGAUGUUUCCGAUCACGACGCUGUCCGCGAUCUCUGCCCGACCAUGCCUUCAUCUAUCUUGGCAGACAUCUCCGCUGCCCUUGCGAUGGAUCGCAACGAAGUAACCAUCAGCCUCGAAGAUAUGCGCCGCCUGGAGGCUCUCGGCAUCUCAGGGCUCUUCUCUUCCUGCAUUAUAAUCACUGACGACACCGUCUCUUCGGAUGAUGACCACAACCGUGCCUCCAAGCAUUCCCCUCACAAUUCUGUGAGCUCGAAUGCCUCAACGUUGGUAGACAUCACCAACGACAUGCCCGACUGGAUGCAAAGCAUCAACCUAGACACAGAAGCCGUCGCCACCAAGUCCUCUGGAGGCCUUAAGGUCAUUGCCGGAUUCAUUGAACACAAUGGCCGGGAUGUCGGUGUCACCAACAAGUGGCACGAGAAGAAGUUGAACGAAGUCACUGAAGAUUUCGAAGAUGAUAUCGAGGUGUUGAAGACUGAACAUCACGAUGAGAUUACCAUUCUCAAGAAGAAGCUCGACACUGCCCACAAGCUUCGCGAGAAUGGAAAGGCCAAGAUUGUGGAUCUGGUCUCUACAAACAAACACCUGAGCAUCACCGAAGUUGCUCAGACGGAAGAAAUCAACAACCUAACGAAGAAGAAUGAUGCCCUUCAGGCGGACAACUCAAAGAAGGACAUCACAAUCAGGACCCUGCAGCAGGAUGUCCGGUCUCUGCAAGCCGAAGUUACACGGAAGAACAACAUGCUUCAGAACUACGAGACCGAGAACCAAGAGCUCAGGAAGAGACUCGACGAUGAACGCACACACAUCGCGGUCUUGUUGGAGCAAGCUCAGGGCGUGGAAGCACAGGAAACCCAAGGCAGCGGCGCAAACAACAGCAACCAGGAGUCCGAACGCCUUGCCAACUACUAUCGCCAGAAGGCGACGGAAAUCCGUAAACAAUACGAGAAUGCUGCCGCGGAAGCCCAGAGGACUUACCGCGCCAUGGAGACGGAGAUCCGUUCAGUGAGGCGUGAUGCUGCCUCUAUGGAACACAUUAAUCAGAACACCUUCCGUCGCCAGAAGGAGCAAGAAGAAAGAGCGGAUUCUCUGGCGGCCGAGCUCGAGAAGUUCAGGGCCGAGAACCAGGAGCUGGUCGCUCAGAACACCAUCUAUCGGGAUCAAGUCACUGCUGGACUCCCAAGUGUCCACGAAACGUUCAACAGGCUCAAAUCCUUCGUUGAUCAGCUCACCGACUUGACAACCGAACCCAAGGAUGCCAUCCCCCAUGCGAACAACGGCAAAAGCAUCAAAGAUAUCUCCACUGAGAUGAAGGAGUUCUACGAUGAGGCCCGCCCCAUGAUUGAAGCAUGCAAAACAUCCAUGGAGAAGAACGCGAAGCAGGCCCUUGACACCAUGGGCCGUCGCAGGGAGAUCCUAGAGUUGAACUUGACCGUCAAGAACCAGUCCAAAGACCUCAAGGCUGCCGACGAGAGAAUCACUGAGCUUGAGAUGGAGCUUGAGUUCGAGAAAGCUGACUCGGACACGGAAAAGGCAGACAUCUCCCGUCUCAACCAUUACGUGGAGCUUACAAGGACCCUCGAAGAAAAAGUGACCGACCUUGAGGGCCAGCUCUUCGAGAGGUGGGAGAACGCUGCGCCCACUGCAUGGCGAGGAAGGUUCCAAGAGCUCCGCGUCGCCAGGGAUCAGCUCCGGGCCCAGCUCCAAGAAAUUCAGAGCAGAGAGGGGGCCAAUGCUGAGAAUCUCGAGAUCAACAAUGGCCUCGCAGAACAGCUGGAGUUGGUCAACGGUAAGCUGACCACCAUGGAAAACCAUUACCGGGUCGCUAUGAGCGAAAACAACAAGCUCCGUGACCGCCUCGGAAUGGAAGUCGUCCCCAGCGGCGUCGACGGUAUCACCCCAACGGAGUCCAAGUUCAUGGGACUGAGAAUGUGCCUGAUCGAGGGAAUGAACCCGGAAGAAGUCCCCGAGGUCCAGGAGGAAGAACUUCGUGGCGAGUACGAGGACCGCAGGACCUCCAUCGACAGAGAGCCCACCACAGCCGAGAACAUUGCGCUCGGUGUGGUUGACCGCAUGGCCAACAUGUGGAAGGCGAUCCUCGCCGACGAAGAUUCCCCGGCCGGAGUCCCUCUCCCCGAGCAAGGACCUGACGUUAACGAGCCGCUGGAUCUCUCUGUCUCAGCGCCUGGCCCUGAACGGGAGCCUCCAUCCCCAACACUUUCGGAUCUGCCAGUGAUCAGUCCGCCGGGAAGUGACGGAUUCCCGGAAGAAGUCUUCGACUACGAUCGAGAUACCUUCUGA